Messenger RNA from Pangasianodon hypophthalmus (striped catfish), 7750 nucleotides. RefSeq names its product ring finger protein 145a (gene rnf145a). Lineage: Eukaryota; Metazoa; Chordata; Actinopteri; Siluriformes; Pangasiidae. The transcript is spliced from 11 exons. Gene Ontology annotation, molecular function: ubiquitin protein ligase activity; zinc ion binding. The coding region runs from base 4494 to 6416 and encodes 640 amino acids. The record is from RefSeq and is a predicted model, not a curated record. Gene Ontology annotation, cellular component: endomembrane system; endoplasmic reticulum.
UAUUUAAAGUAAUAUAAAAUUGCAAAGAAAGGAUGUUUGUUUCUGCUUCUCCAUAUUUGGAGAUACAAGGUUUUCUUGUGUUUGUUUGUGUGUGUGUUUUUAACUGGACUAAUUUGUUAAUUAUUACAAAAGUAGCCAAAAAUAUUGCCAUUUUUUUCUUGCUACAAGCUUACAAAAUAAAUCCAAAGCAUUGUUUCAUAGGUAAGAGAAACAGAUUUUUAGUGACUGUUUUUUCAUACAGUGGUCAUCAUUGAGGAUGCUCACUAUAUUAAAUGUCUUCAUCCAGUAGGUCUAUUUCAUGUGAAUAAUUUUUUUACUAGGUAGAUAACAAUGUACAUAAAAUUUUCUAAUAAGAUACUCAAGUCAACAAAGUUAAAGGUAAAAGGUAAGAUGGUGCUAGUGUUCAUUUUGUUUGCUCAAAAAGAAUCAGAAACUGUCAGAUGACAAAAAUGACAACGUAUGCUGAAAAUUUGUAGUCUGGCCAAAAAAAUUUUAGUACUUUAAAUUUAAGUCAGAAAAGUAUAGAAAAUUACUUUUCCUUGAUAUCAGUGUUUGAAACAGCAUAAGUAGCAGACAGGUGUCAAACUGGAGGUCUGCCACCAUGUUUCGUUCAGUCGAUGCAAGAAAGAACACAAUAUAUUUACCCUUGAGCAAUGUUAACUAGACUUCACACUGGAUACAGCACGUAAGCUUAUAGUGGCCACUCAUUUACAUUGUAUAUGGUCCGUCCACAAACUUCCAUAUAACAUGCAAACUUCCAACAGUGUUUGUGAAACAUGAGGGAUGGGCCAACUGUAUUUACAAUUCAGUUCUUUUAAAUGUGGUGGGACAGUGAGACAGUGAAUAAACAUGUACAUGUAGUAUUAUUAUUUCUUACUCAACAUCAGGAAUUGCAAAAGAAUGAUGACAGAAAGCAUAGGUUGUUUUUAAAGAUGCAACAUGAUGGUUGUUGGUGCCAGAGAGGCUGAGUAUUUCAGAGUCUGUGCCCGUGAUAGCCUCAGAUUCUUGUUCUUGGCUGACAGGAGUGGAACGUGAUGUGGUCCUCUGCUGUUGUAGCUCAUCCACCUCAAGGUUUGAUGUGUAGUACUUUCUGAGAUGCUUUUCUGCUCAGCUUGGUUGUAAAGAGUGCUUAUUUGAGUUACUAUAGACCUCCUGUCAGCUAAAACUAGUCUCAUCAUUCUCCUCUGACCUCUCUCAUCAGUAAGGUGUUUCAGCCCGCAGACCAGGUGAUUUUUGUUUUUCCGUUCUGUGUAAACUAUAGAGACUGUUGUGUGUGAAAUUUCCAGGAGAUCAGCAGUUUCUAAAAUACUCAGACCAGCCCAUCUGGUACCAACAACCAUGCCAUGGUUAAAGUCACAGAGAUCACACUUUUUCUUCAUUCUGAAGUUUUAUAUCAAUAUUAACUGAGUGUGCAGAACCAGUAAAAAAAAAUGUACAGAAUACUGUCACCUGGUGUUACUUUGUGUGUCAGAAGCACUUGAUAAUAUUCUCGUGCUGUGACAGUUACAUGCCAUGGCUGAUUAAUGCCAGUAAUAUUCUGUUGUAGUUAGUGACAUGUUAUUUGUUAAAAGUUCUGAAGUAGUGUUAAUUGCUGGAAAUGCUGCAAAUAAAUAUAUUUUAAAUCAAUAUUUUGGUAUUUAAUAUGUUUUAAAAAAUGAUAGAUUAAUCGAUUACCAAAAUAAUCAUUGCAGCCCUAAUUUAGACCCCUAAUGAGCAAGCCAACAAUGGCAAGGAAUUGCAUACUAUAAAGUCAAACAUGCUAAGUGUAUUGAAAGUAUGUUCAAUAUGAACAUCAGGGUCUUUUGAUUAUAGCAGCAGGUACAAGUCUACAGUGUCCAGGUGAGAUUAUCCAAAGAAGAAAGGACGAAAUUUGGGCAUAAACUGUUAUUGGGAGCAAAUCUUUCGGGUAUCCAUGUGGCCACAUCCACAGAAGCACAAAGUGAAUCACAAGUGCAGAAGUAUGAUCAGGUUGAAUCAGGCAGGUCCAAAGAGAAUGCACAAUACUAGAACUGUGUCAGGAUCAGGCCCUGGCAUCACAUCAGCAAGCAGGUAUGCAUGUACAGUUCAACAGAGAAGUUGCUGGAGACCGAAGACAACAGAGGUUGUCGACUGAGUCUCGUGAAGGCGCAGAUAGGUCGCGGGUUUAUAGUUUUUAUUAAAAAAAAUUCUCAGUUAAACCAAAUUAAGAGGGCUUGGCUAGAGAGACAUUCAGUGGGUCAGGUGAUCUGCAGAUGGGUAUAAACUAGACAAAGCAAAUAAGAGAAUGGGAAACAGGCAUGGGUCAAAACAAAGAAGCAAUAGAUAAGCCUUUGCCCUGUUGGUGAGAGACUGUGGAAUCGAAUCCCAAUGAUGCCACAGCCAUCCGGGGUUGGGAGUCCAAGAGUGUAUAAUUGGCCUUGCUCUCUAGGUGAGAGGGUAAGAAGUGUCAUACUCGCUCGCUUGUCAGAGUGACACUAGCCAUCUGCGAGCUCAUGAAUGGUUGAAGAGGGCAGUUUUCCUCUGAGUGUGUUUAGCUAGUAUGAUGUAGCAUGAGCAGCAGUUUGAAAGAAUGUGGUGGCUAGCUUUCACCCUCCCUGGUUGUGAUAGGGAAGAGCUAGCUAGUGAGUGGGAAUGGGCUCACUGCACAAACAUUUCCGCAUUCUUCUUAGUACUGCUCCUGCAUUUCCAGUGCUUUUACUAUACCUGUGUUGGCAAUAUUUUACUGUUGAUGCCUGUAAAAGCUCUGAACAAAGACUUCAACCUGUAUGCUUUGUCAUACAUACACAACUGAAAAUAAUUCUUAUAUAGCUGGACUUAAGGUCCAGGUCUGGAUCUAAAUAUAUUUUAUUAUGAACAGGGUACAAAAUCUCGGAGUGGAAAAAAAUACCUUUCUUGGCAAUCUGUGUGAAAUUUUGCGUGCUCCUCUUUUGUUUCCUCCAAUCACGAAGGCUUUGAAUCAGUUUCUGUGACAAAAUACAUAACUGAGACAGGCUAUUGGUGUAACAGACUGUGCUAGUCAAAAUAUGUUUUGCUAAUCAACAGUAGGGUAAUUUUGCGUUCACAAAAUAAAACAGCAUGUUUAAAAUUGCUCAGUACCAAGAAAGAGAAAGUCAGCAGUGAAAACUGCUCAUUUUAAGAAACGUGGACUAAACAAUACAGGUUCAUUAUCCCUGUGAGAAGUAUGAAGCCAGCAGAGUUUCCGCUAGCCUGUAAAUACUGGUUUUUGAUCGUUUAAAAAUUCCCAGUGUACGAUAAAAUCAAAAAUAGAUAAAUAUUAACACGAAUCAGACAUAUGUUAGACAAAGUACGUUUGCAGUUGCACACCUAAUUAAGAUCUCUGUCUGCGCAAAUAUUAUUUUUUUCACAUUUCUCCUGUAACAUAUACUCUGAUUAGCACUUCACUGCCGUGGAGGUUUAACUUUUCUGACAGCUUGCAAAGCCUUAAACUGUGACUACAGCCAGUUGUAUCCUGAGUGGGCCACAUUGGCAAAAGUAGCUUGUGUCAUUCCCGUCUCUAGUGUGCACGCAGAGAGAGGCUUCUCACUGCAGAAUCGCAUUAAUACAGCCUUGCCUAGCCCCCUUCAGGUGGAGAAGGUCACCAGGCUGAUGCACAUCUCAAGCCGCAGAGAAACACUGGACACAUUUGAUUACACUUCGGCAGCAGAGCGCUUCUCUGGCGUGAAAUAUCUCAGAAAAUAGUCAUAAAAAUGAAGAGAAACAACUUAGCGUGGGAAAUUAUAUGAUUUUCUUUAAUUUAAUAUUUCUUUGUAAAUGAAAAUAUAUGUGGCAAACUGCAGUUUAACGUUUAGCUGUGCCCUGUUUUCAUUUUGAAUGUUCGUCUAAUUAGGUGCUAAUUCCAUGACUGCUGUUUAUUUUGAAUAUUGUGGAAAAGAAAUUUGACUUAAUUGUUUUGUUAUAAUAAUCGCAUAUGCUAUGCAUGGUCCACAACUUUACUGUGCAAAAUAAACACCGAAAUGAGAUGACUGGAUUUUUUCCAGUUUGUCUGAUAAACUUCAUCAUUCUUGGACACGUUUGCUGGCACCAAAAUGUCUUAGUGGAAACUUUUUCAUCGUGUCAGAUUUAAGUAGGAGGAAGUUAUUCAGCAUCCAGUGUCAUCCAGUAAUGUUCAUUACACAUUCCUCAACUUUAUUAAGCUGGUGUCUCAUCUGGCUUUGUUGAAACAUGCAACUGUGUGUCAUCAGCUAACAGUGGAAGCUAAUACCAUGUUUACGAUCAGUGGUGUCAAAAGCUGUACUAAGGUCAAGCAACUCAAGCAAGGAGUCACAACCCUGAUCAGAGGCCAGUAGUCAUUUACCACUUUAACCAGCGCUGUCUUAGUGCAGUGAUGAGGCCUAGCUUAUAGAUUCUGAUAGAUUUUAUGAAUGUUAUUCCUGUGUAUGGAUGAGAAUAACUUCUGUGCUAUAACGUUAUCUUGGAUCUUGGUAAAGGGGAUGUUUGAUAUUGGUCUGUAGUUGGACAGCUGACAGGGGUUGAGUGGGACAGCCAGGUGUGCGAUGGCGGUGAAGGAGCGCUUAGAGGCUGUGCUGAAUGUGGGCCUACGGGUUCCCAGCAUCAUGCUGCUGGAGGUGCUAUACCGCUGGGAUGUGAGCUCCUUCUUCCAGAAGAUCCAAAGGAGCAGUAUGAACAACAACCCCCUCUUCCAGUACAAGUACCUAGCUCUCUACCUUCACUAUGUAGGCUAUAUUCUGAGUCUGGUUUUGCUGACCCUGCCUCGUCAGCGUCUUGUUCAGCUCUACCUGUACGUCCUCACUGCUCUACUGCUUUUCGCUGGACACCAGAUUUCAAGGGACUAUGUACGUGGUGAGCUGGAGUCUGGGUAUGAGGGCCCGCUCUACUUGGAGCCUCUGUCUAUGAAUCGCUUCACCACGGCCCUGAUCUGCCAGCUGGUGGUGUGUACUCUGUGCUCAUGCGUCAUGCAGACCAAGCGGAUCUGGCUCUUUUCGGCCCACUUACUCCCCCUGGUGGCCAGAUUGUGUCUCGUGCCUCUGGAGACCAUUGUGUUUGUAAAUCGCUUUGCCAUGAUUUUCACCGGACUAGAGGUCAUCUACUUCCUAGCCUCUAACCUGCUAGUGCCUUUCAACCUCGCCAAGACUGCAUACAGGGAGCUGGCACAGGUGGUGGAGGUGUAUGGGCUUCUGGCCCUUGGCAUGUCUCUGUGGAAUCAGCUUGUUUUGCCCGUGCUGUUCAUGUGCUUCUGGCUAGUUCUGUUUGCUCUGCAAAUCUACACCUAUUUCAGCACCCGGGACCAGCCCACUUCCAGGGAGAGGUUGCUUUUCCUCUUUCUCACCAGUAUUGCAGAAUGCUGUAGUACCCCAUACUCUCUGCUUGGACUGGUGUUCACUGUGUCAUUUGUAGCUCUGGGUGUGCUUACUCUCUGCAAGUUCUACCUGCAAGGCUACAGGGCCUUCAUGAAUGAUAACACAAUGCACAGGGGAAUGACUGAGGGAAUCACGCUGUUGAUUCUGGCAGUUCAGACUGGUCUAAUUGAGCUCCAGGUCAUCCACCGAGCCUUCCUUCUCAGUAUCAUUCUCUUCAUUGUGGUUGCUUCCAUUUUGCAGUCCAUGCUGGAGAUCGCUGACCCCAUAGUGCUGGCACUAGGGGCAUCCAGAGAUAAGAGCUUGUGGAAACACUUCCGUGCAGUUAGUCUUUGCCUGUUUCUACUCGUAUUCCCAGCUUACAUGUCCUACAUGAUCUGCCAGUUCUUCCACAUGGACUUCUGGCUUCUCAUCAUCAUCUCCUCCAGCAUCCUUACAUCUUUGCAGGUGUUGGGCACACUGCUGAUCUAUGUGCUCUUCAUGGUGGAGGAGUUGCGCAAGGUGCCGAUGGAGAACAUGGACGACGUGAUCUACUGCGUGAACGGCACCUACCGGAUGCUGGAGUUUGUGGUAGCUCUGUGUGUGGUGGCAUAUGGCGUUUGUGAGACAGUGUUUGGUGAAUGGACUGUGAUGGGCUCCACUAUUGUACUUGUACACUCCUACUACAAUGUGUGGCUGCGGGCACAGCUGGGUUGGCAAAGCUUUUUACUCCGUCGCGAUGCCGUCAACAAGAUCAAGAGCCUGCCUACAGCCUCUGAACAGCAGUUGCAGCAACACAAUGACAUCUGCUCCAUCUGCUAUCAGGACAUGACUUCAGCUGUCAUCACACCAUGUAAUCACUUCUUCCAUGCUGGCUGUUUGAAGAAGUGGCUGUAUGUGCAGGAAGCCUGCCCUCUGUGCCACAACCAGCUAAAGAGCUCGGGACAACGGGAGGGCGGUAUGGAUGUGCCGCCACAACCUGAUGCCACCAUCCAGGAGGCCCAGCCCGAGGCACCCAUGCCUGCCUCAGCUUCAGCGGAGGUGGAAAAUGGCGAGGAAGGGGAAGUGGAGGCCAGCACUCCUGCUGAGACUGAGCUUCCUCCGUCCUCUUCCACAGGCUAAUGGCUGCUCUUGCCAGGCUGUCAGCCCAGAAAUGAGCCACACCCCCUCUGAUGUCAUACUCAGUAAAUGCUGGCCAAAGGAGGCGAAAUGUUUCUGAAUAUGGGAUUCGGUGGGUAGCAGCGUUACUGAUGUGGUAGCUGUAGGACCUGUGUGCCCAACAGACAUCCUUACAAUCAAACACUCCAUAUUAUGUCCUUUGUACUUUUCUGUAAACCUGUUGCUGCUUUUACAACUUCCAUUUCUGUUCAUUGCAGUGGCAUUUUGCUAAUAGGAAUGCCUGAACACUUACCCCCAAAUACAUACAAACAUCAGCUUGCAAACCUGCGCCACUUCCAUGUCUAUCCAAGGCCUAGAGGACUACAAAUGGGUUCUAGACCCAUCAACUGUUACAAAACCGUUUACCAAACUGAAUGUGACCAUGUGUCCCUUAGACAGUGCAUUGGUGCGCUAUAUGCACCCAGUACAUAUUCACUAGCACGCUUUUAGUAUCCACAAAUAGCAGUAGUGAUAUGGGUUAUUUUUUUUUUGUUUUGUUUUGUUUUGUUUUUUGUUUUUAUAGUUUAUAUAUAUAUAUAUAUAUAUAUAUAUAUAUAUAUAUAUAUAUAUAUAUAUAUAAAAUAUAAAAAAAAUCUCUGUAUAUGCCACUGCAUUUGCACUAAUGUAACACAAAAGCAAUGCUCCAAAGUUGUCUUGUCAGGUACCAAAUAUUUUGGUGUAUAUGCGCAUUGAAACAAGUUCUAGAUAUGAAAUAUAGUUAGUACAUAGUGUAAAUGUCUUUGUAAAACUGUUUUAAUAUGCAAACAUACAGUGUUAAGGAGCACCAGGUUGUGUGAAGUGGCUGAGGCUUGCAUGAGCACUUUUAAUGGCCUUGUGUGGUCAAAGUGGGAAAAGCUAAAGGCCAUGGAUGUGAACUGGUGACAGUAGAUGACCAAACUCCCUUUCAUCAGUAUUAUUUGGCAUUUAUUGCAUUUGUGAGCAUGAAUACAUUUAACAAUGUAUGAGCAAACUAAGCAAUGCCGCUUUUAUUUAUUUUGCAACUUAACUAAUUUCUACAAAAUGACACUUGGCUUAGAGGGAAAGGAAUUUUUACAUUUAUUAAAGGGGGGUGGGAUUUUUUUAAAGAAUGAUUCAGACAUAUUUUGCCACUGUAACUGAGAAUGAAGAGCCUGAUCCUUGCAUCAUUCUGAUUUCGUUUUCUAUGUUGCUAUUUUACUACAUGACUAUGUGAAAUGAUGUCCUGAGCGAGCUGACUACUGGAUUGCAACUGAGCUCAGUAAAAUAUGCCUGAGGUUUGACAAUGAAUGUGAGAAUAAAUCAAAACCUACAAUAUGAAA